AUGCAAAUCUUCGUUAAAACAUUAACAGGUAAGACCAUUACCUUGGAAGUCGAAUCCUCGGACACAAUUGACAACGUCAAGUCCAAGAUUCAAGAUAAGGAAGGAAUUCCACCAGACCAACAAAGAUUGAUUUUCGCCGGUAAACAAUUAGAAGACGGUAGAACGUUAUCUGAUUACAAUAUCCAAAA
This is a messenger RNA of Debaryomyces tyrocola, 188 nucleotides long. The record is from the annotation of a GenBank genome assembly. Lineage: Eukaryota; Fungi; Ascomycota; Pichiomycetes; Serinales; Debaryomycetaceae.